Molecule: messenger RNA, 3030 nt
Organism: Fonsecaea erecta
Lineage: Eukaryota; Fungi; Ascomycota; Eurotiomycetes; Chaetothyriales; Herpotrichiellaceae
Exons: 4
Coding region: 1-3030 (1009 amino acids)
Biological process (GO): establishment of cell polarity; regulation of exocytosis; regulation of protein secretion
Cellular component (GO): cytoplasm; plasma membrane
Molecular function (GO): syntaxin binding; myosin II binding; GTPase activator activity
Source: RefSeq, a predicted model, not a curated record
AUGGCGCACUUCCUUCGUGGCAAGCAGGCCGGCAUUCAGAAUGACCUGUCCGUCGGUGUCACCCCAGAAUCGUUUAUGCUAGACGACUUUGCCCGCUAUGGCAUCAACUCGCAGAUCUCGGUUCUCGCCUACGAUCCUGUCCAGUCGCUCCUCGCUGUCGGCACCAACGAGUCCCAGUUCGGCCCUGGCGUCGUCUAUGUCUUUGGACAGAAGCGGGUCUGCGUGACCUUCACCCCUCCUCGACCAUCCUCCAUUCGAUCCAUACAAUUCUGCGCCGACAAAAUCAUCAUCCUCGACAGCAAGAAUGAUGUCAGUGUCUUCAGCCUUGACACCAAGCACAUGCUGGCCAGCUAUUCCCCUCCCGGCCAGGUCGUGGCUAUCCUCUCAGACCCCAGUCUGGACUACUGUUUCUCUGGCUUGCAAAAUGGGGAAAUCGUGGCAUUCGAUUUGGACCGGGAGCAUCAGACGCCCUUCAAAAUCCACAACUUGUGGCGGGAGCGGAAUCCCAGAGCACGGAUUCUACCCAUCGUCUCGAUACAAUUCCACCCCAAGGAUAUAGGGACAUUGCUUAUCGGCUACUCCGAAGGCGCCGUCAUAUACUCGUUCAAACAAAACAAGGCUACCAAGUUCUUCCAGUAUGAACUGCCGCCUGGCGCUCGGGGCGGAGAUGGAGACCCCACAAACGCCCACGCCGUUCGGUAUCCGCGAUUGACACAUGCUCUGUGGCAUCCAACUGGCACUUUUGUUUUGACCGCCCACGACGACUCGAGUUUGGUGUUUUGGGAUCCUCGAGAUGGCAGAGUUAUCCAGGCGAGGACAAUCGAAGACACAGAUGUCAACGUGCCUGGAGCUGGACCGCCGAGGAAUGCCCCUCGAACUCCGCUCAGCCCUGUGGGUUCGGCGUUUGGUACUGUGAAGGAGCCGUACUUCCACAUUGCGUGGUGCUCGAAAGCAAAUCCAGAUGAUACUGGCUUGCUUCUCGCGGGUGGCUCACCAACGACCGACCCUACCAGGGGUCUAACGUUCAUCGAACUGGGUACAACGCCAAACUACCAAACCUCAACGUGGGAUUCCCUGGCAAAUCAUUUCCGCCAUCCAAAACGCACACAUAUUCUCCCAACACCGCCCAAUGCUGCGAUCAACACAUUUCUCUUGAUUCCUCGCUCAUCACCGCAUUUUGCUGGCUCCCAUGAUCCGAUAGCAGUCAUGACCGUGCUGUCAUCCGGCGAAGUAAUCACCUUGAGCUUUCCCUCUGGACAUCCCAUUACACCCAGCAACCAACUACACGUCUCGUUAUCUUUUGUACAUCCAUUCAUAACCAAAACAGCGCUGGCAUUCGUCGACCGGACUAGGUGGCUGGGUAUGCGCGAAGUUCGCCAGCACGGACCCAACUUUUUGAUCGGUGGUGCUGAAGGCAUCAAGCCCCUGAAGAGACAUGAAAACAGAAAUAUCGUCCAAGCCGCCCACGCUGAUGGGACCAUCCGAAUAUGGGAUGCCGGGCAUGGCGACGUCAUUGAAAAUCCCAAUGUCCUCCAAGUUGAUCUCGGAAGAGCCGUGGGCCGGUGGGACAAACUGGACGUGUCCCAUAUGAGUAUGUCUGGUGCGACGGGAGAGCUUUCAGUAGGGUUGAAAACCGGCGAACUCGUUGUUUUCCGGCUGAACCGCAAUCAAUUCUUCGGCCAUCCUCCAUCGGAUCCGGGCCCGAACGAAGGAGCCGGGAAAAUGCAAGACAUUAGCAAACGGGCAGAUCCAGGCUUGAAGGAAGGUCUCCUACCUCUGACCAUGACAAAUGAUCAACAAGGUGCUGUCACCGCUCUAAGACAUUCCAAUGUCGGGUUCGUUGCCGCCGGUUAUGCUGGAGGUGGAGUGACCAUCGUGGAUCUCCGUGGUCCAGCUAUUAUCCAUACCGCUCUUCUCAAUGAAAUGGUCGGAGGGAAACAUCGGAAGGGAAGCAUUCGACGAGGUGCGCCAGCCAUCCCAUCGACAGAAUAUGCCACGGCCAUGGAAUUCGGUAUUUUGACCCUUGAUGGUGACGACUAUUCCUCACUAGCCUUGUUUGUCGGCACAUCUCGAGGUCGUGUGGCAACGUUCAAGAUUCUCCCAUCUGCCUCCGGACGGUAUACGGCGCAGUCGACAGGGGUAACACAUUUGUCAGAUGACCGGGUCAUCUCGUUGUGCCCGAUCGAUACCCACACAGGCGCCCCUGCAGCGGCGACAGGAUAUGCAAUGGGAGGUUUACAGUCCGGCCGGAAGGUGGAUGGUGCUCUUGUGGCUGUCACAGUGUCUUCGGCGCACAUCUUUCGUCCAGCAUCAGCGAAAGGCGCUUCCAAAACGUUCGACCACUACCUGUGCGAUUCGGCUACCAUAGCCCGGUACGAAGAACGUGGAUAUGCUCUCGUUGGUUUGUUUGGCGAUGGUGCCGCUCGAGCAUUCUCGAUCCCAGCACUGAAAGAGAUCGCGAGCAUACGGGUAAAUCAUCUCCUCGAUACCAAACGCUUCAGCGACGCCAUCGUGUCGCCCACAGGGGAUAUCCUGGGCUGGGCAGGUCCGAGCGAACUCGCCAUGGUUAAUGUCUUUGGCUGUGGUACGUCCCUCCCACCCAGCACCGAUCGUCUCUACGACGCCACCAAAAUGGUCCCUCCUCGACCUACAAUCAGCAACCUCCAAUGGAUUGCCGGCACACAGUACAUCACUCCUUCGGACAUGGAUAUCCUCAUCGGCGGGCCCGACCGACCACCUUCUAAGCGAAUGUUGGCGGAAAUGCGGGCGGCGCAGGAGGCAGAGUUUCAACGACAACGGGAGGCCGCGCGGACGGGACGUGCACCCAAGCCAGAUCAAUCUCAAGAAACGUACUGGGCGUACAUGCAGCGACAGCUUCAGGAAAGAACAGAGAAUUUGGGGUUAGCAGGUGACAGUCUCGACCGAGCCGCGGAAUCCAGUAGCUCGUGGAGUGACGACGUAGGCAAGUUCGUGGCGAAGCAGAAGAGAGCGGCAGCACUGGGGUUUAUUGGAUCGAAGUUUGGCUUCUAA